CUUCUCAUCCAACCAUUAGUAACAUUCAGGUAGCAUUUACUGGCAUGAUUACUGAACUUGAAACCUAUUUUAAACCUAAUUCUAGUCAUCCUGUUGCAUCUGCUAUUUAUGAAAAAUUAAAAGAAUAUUGGAAUCAUUAUUUUAAUAUUCAUUCGGCAAUUCCUGCUGUUUUAGACUCUCGAUCUAAACUGACUAAUUUUUCAUCAGAUCAAGCUAAAUUAUCAUCUUCCAAGUCCUAUUUUGAUAAAGUCAGGGUACGUCAUCAACAAAAUAAGCCACCAAAAACUCCUUUAGAAGAAUUAAACAAUUAUCUAGAACUUCCUCCAGAAGAAAAUACUGAUCCUUUAUCAUGGUGGAAAAUAUAUCAAGCAAGAUAUCCAAUUCUUUCAAGGCUUGCAAGGAACUAUCUGACUAUUCAAGCUACUAGCAUCACAGAAGGCCUUGGUCUAGGUCAAACUGAAGAUAUGGUAGUAGAAAAUACAUAG
Molecule: messenger RNA, 485 nt
Organism: Dentiscutata erythropus
Lineage: Eukaryota; Fungi; Glomeromycota; Glomeromycetes; Diversisporales; Gigasporaceae
Source: the annotation of a GenBank genome assembly